Asparagus officinalis (garden asparagus) is the source of this 856-nucleotide messenger RNA. RefSeq names its product arginine--tRNA ligase, cytoplasmic-like. Gene Ontology annotation, biological process: arginyl-tRNA aminoacylation. Gene Ontology annotation, molecular function: ATP binding; arginine-tRNA ligase activity. The record is from RefSeq and is a predicted model, not a curated record. The coding region runs from base 39 to 830 and encodes 263 amino acids. Gene Ontology annotation, cellular component: cytoplasm. The transcript is spliced from 6 exons. NCBI's taxonomy places the organism in Eukaryota, Viridiplantae, Streptophyta, Magnoliopsida, Asparagales, Asparagaceae.
AACACGAGCUUUUGUUUUGUGCGUUACAUAAUCCCAUUAUGAAAGUUGCUUCAUCCUCGGCUUCUUGUUCCUUACUCUCCUUCCAUCAGCGCACCAGCUCUGCUGGUUGCUAUAGAGUAGCUUUUAGAAGAUCAGUCUUGAUAAGAAAAUCAGUGAGGUCAUCAGCAACAAGCAGCAAAGCCUCUAUUUCGGCUCCUCCGGAAGCGAAACCAGCAGAUAAAAUGGGUGAUGGAAUUGGAAGUGUGAAGCAACAAAUUUCAAGGUUAUUUGAAACGUCUCUUAAAACCACAUUCCCUGAUGAGGCAAACACAGAGCCAAUGGUAGCUAUUUCUACCCAAAAAUUUGCUGACUACCAGUGCAAUAAUGCAAUGAGCUUGUUUUCCAAGAUCAAAGGAAAGUCCACAGACUAUAGAAACCCAAAUUCUGUUGGUCAGGCUAUUGCAAGAAAUCUCCCUCCAUCAGAUAUCAUUGAGUCUACAUCUGUUGCAGGACCAGGUUUUGUGAAUGUAGUUCUGUCAAGCACAUGGGUGGCUCAGUAUAUACAAAGUAUGCUAUUGAAUGGUAUUGAGACAUGGGCACCACUUUUAUCAGUUAAAAGGGCUGUGGUUGACUUUUCUUCACCUAAUAUUGCAAAAGAAAUGCAUGUUGGCCAUUUAAGGUCAACUAUAAUUGGAGACACUUUAGCUCGAAUGCUGGAAUUCUCUAAAGUUGAUGUUCUACGACGGAACCACGUUGGUGACUGGGGUACACAGGUGCAUACUCUUUGGUGUCUGUUUCUUACUCUUAACUUGUAUUUGAACAAUAGCUGGAUUUUAGUGACUAUAAUUUGAGUAUUAGUGCUUAUUCUCUUAAACAU